Molecule: messenger RNA, 1457 nt
Organism: Aphidius gifuensis
Lineage: Eukaryota; Metazoa; Arthropoda; Insecta; Hymenoptera; Braconidae
Exons: 5
Coding region: 198-926 (242 amino acids)
Molecular function (GO): Hsp90 protein binding
Source: RefSeq, a predicted model, not a curated record
UGUUAUUGCUGUCAUAAAGAAUUAUAUUUAUUUUAACAGUGAUAAGCCUUUUUAAUAUUAUUAAAGAAAAAAAAAGUAUAUUAUAACAGGUCAAUGCUUUGUAUUUGUUAUCAUACUGAUAAGUAAACGAAUUAAACUAAAAAAACAAAUUAAACAUUUGACUUUUAGUAAUUGUAUAAUAAUUUUAUAAAUAAAUAAUGGCAAAUGAUAAUGAUGAAGAGGUUAAAAAACUAAAGGAACAAGGCAAUGCUUGUGUUAAAGAUAAAAAAUAUGCUGAGGCAAUGUUUCAUUACACUCAUGCUAUUAAAAUUGAUGAAAAAAAUUAUUCAUUAUACAGUAAUAGAUCAUUUGCAUUUUUAAAAAUGCAACAAUAUCAUUUUGCAAUGGAGGAUGCAUUAAUGACUAUUAAAUUAAAACCAGAUUGGACAAAAGGAUAUUUUCGUAAAGCUGAGGUUGAAUAUCAAACUUUUAGAUUCUCAGAUGCAUUGACAUCAUAUGGAAUGGCAUUAAAUCUUCAGCCAAAUGAUCCAGCAAUUAUGGAAGCAAUUGGAAGAACUACAAGAUCACUAGUCAAAGAUCGAAAAGCUGAUCAACAAAUUCCAUGGCUUGGUGCUGGAAUUGGAAUAAUAAUUGGUGUUAUUAUUGUCAUUUGUGAUUAUGUAUUUACAAAUAAACCAACUUUAUCACAUCCAUUGUUGAUGGCACUGAUGACAAUGUCAAUAGCAAUGAUGGGUUUUGGAAUAGCUAAAGGUUUUCGUUAUUUUGUUAAAUGCCAAAGAAAAUCACUUCUUGAUGCACCAAUUGAUUUACUUGAUGCUGACAACAGCCAAGAUGAUAAACAAGAUAAUGAAAUUAAAAAUAAUGAUAAACAUCAAAAAUAUAGUAAAGCACAAGCUCGUCAAAGAUUUAAAAAAGGAAAAACGUAGUUAUAUUAAUUAAAAAAUAAUUAAAUAGAUCGUUUAUUUCACUUGUCAUUUUUAUAAAAUGCAUUUUAAUUAUUAAAGAAGAGAAAUUCAUUCAAAUGAAUCGACAUUUCAUUUGUCAAUGUUUCAUUUCUUCAUUGUCGUGUUCUACUCAACAAGUUUAUUAAAUUUAUAAUUAUCAUUAUUUAAAAAAAUAUACUAGUGUGAUGAUUUUAUGUAUAUUUUUUAUUUAUUCAACAAAAAAAAUAUCAUUAUUACAUCAUUGAUCUAUUUAUAAUAACAUCAAAAUGAGACUGAAGUUUUAAAAUUGAUCACUUUAUUUUUCAUGUCUCUCCUUUGAAAUUCAAUAUGUACAUCAAUUAAUUUUCUCAUUCUUUAAUUAAAAUUAAAUUUAAUAAUAAUAAUAAUUUUCAAAAAUAAUAUUUAACAAUGUUUUAUACAAAAAAAUUAUUCAAAUUUUUGCUAUAAACAUUUUAUAAAAUUUUAGAAAUAAAUUUAACAAAUGUACUAUUAUUUAUAUAACAAAAAAAAAAA